CAUUCUGUACCAAGGGGCAGGGGAAAGAAGAAGGGGCUUUACUUGUCCUUUUUUUUUUUGUUUUUCCUUUCUUUCUUCAACAUUUUAAUUUAAAUUAGAUGGAAUCAUUAAAGACAAAGAAAGAUUAUGAAAAAAGGAUAAAUCAAAUAAACAGUUGGUUUGAUCAACUAUUGACCAGUAAAGUUUCUACUGUAAUUCCUACUUCUCAACCACAGCCAAAGAAGGGUUUAAAAUAUGUUGUCUUGGAAUCAUUUUGGUUUAGAUUGUUCAUUAUUUUUUAUGUCUUAUUUUCAAUCUUUUUGACUUCAGCUCAUUUUUUGUCUUGGUUAUUAUCAGCAGAAACAAAAUGGCAAUACCAACGUACCUAUGAUUCUGAUGAACCUUAUUCUUUAAUCAGUAACAUGUCACAUGGACUAAAAAUGUCAAAAAUGUUUUCACAAGGUCAUUAUAAUGCACUUACAAAUAUUGAACCAUAUUGGUUAAAAGCAAAUCAAGUACCUAAUCCGAUGGAUGUCACUUUCUAUACUACAGUUACGCCUAAUACAUGGAGAGAUUUAGCUGAAUUAGCCAAUAAUUGGGAAGGUCCCAUUUCUGCCACUUUACACGUAUCGACAAAUGAAAAAGAGACAAUAAAAAGCAAAAUGGAAUAUGAGUACAAGACUAAGCCUGAGUUAUUUCGUCAUGUUGAUAUUCAUUUAAUUGAAACACCAGAGAGAAUCGAAAAAGGAGCUUCAAUCAUAGUGCCUCUUAAUGUAGAAAGAAAUUUAGCACGCAUCUACGCUAGAACACGUUAUAUAGCUGAGAUACCUACAAAUGUCUUUUUGAAUUCUGACUUUCAUCAAAACUGGAUACAAAACAAAAAGGAAUAUACCCAUUUAUUAAGUCAAGGCGAUAUGCUUGUAAUACCUUUAUUUAAAAUGAUGAAUGAUAGUAAGAUACCACCAACAAUUAAAAACGAACUAUUAGCAGAUAAUAAUAUCGCUUUGCAUUACACUCACUUUGAAUUAAAUGAUGGACCUACAGAAAUUGAAAAAUGGAAAGAAGCUCAAGAUAUCUAUAAAGUAACUCAAUAUAGAAUGGAUUAUGAACCUAUUGUAAUUCAAAGUAAAGAUACUCAAUCAUGGUGCUCUGAACGAUUUGUAUACAAAAAAUCAGCAUGUCUUCUUCCCAGUUAUUUUGCAGGAAAUAAUUUCUUCGUUCUACCUAACGAUUUUGCAAUUCAAAAGCCAGAGCAUGAACAAAUGACUGCGAUAUCCUAUUUAGACAAGGUAAUUGAAAAAAGAUUAUAUGCAAAAUUUUAUUGGGAACAAUGUGUUUUUCAAGGAAGACAACUGGAUGCAUUAAAUUUAUGGGAAACAAAAAAGUCGGCACAUAUUAGACAACAGUGUUCAAGAGUAAUUCAGAAUUGGGAUUCUUAUCAGCAAUCAAUGCAUUCAGAUAGAUUCCCACAUUUCGUUCAAGACAAUAAUAAAACAACAAAUUAUACCAAUACAAAAUUCAGUUCAAUUGGUUAUGAUGAACGUGAAAAGAGAACUUAUGAACUUAUCGUUUGUCAGCAACCACUUCAUGCUCGUAUGUGUGGAUUUGGUGAAAAAGAUAGAAGACCUAUCGAUCCACCACCUAUUGUUCAAUUAAUUGUUAGACAGGAAGGACAAGAUAUGCCUGUGGAUGUACAAACUCUUCAAAUACCCUUUUUCGUACUUCAUGUCACUCUAUGGUCGGAUGAUCGUUCAGAAGAACGUAAUAUCAUUUCGAAUCCACCAAAGUGUACGAGAGUCUUGAUGGGUUCACUUGUUAGUUCACCAAGUCUAUUAAAAAAUCCACAGGGUGAACAAGGACUUUAUUUUGCUUUUCCUGACUUGAGUAUUCGUACGGAAGGCCGUUACACAUUGCGUUUCAGUUUAAUGAAACUAGUCAACUCUGAUUUUCAAGAGAAUGCAAAAUCGAAAAUUGUAGCUCAGGUAUUCUCUGAUCCAUUUACAGUCUAUUCGGCAAAGAAGUUCCCGGGAAUGACAGAAUCUACUGAAUUAUCUAAAACUUUUGCAAAACAAGGUCUAAAGAUUCCUAUUCGUAAUGAUGUUCGUGCAAGAAAGACAGAAUAAAGUGUAUUAUUUUUUUGAAUAGUUAGACAAAAGAUAGUAUAUAAUAUUAGCAAUAUGUUCAUUACCAUAUCUACGCCCAUUUUCCCUGUAUCCCUUUAUUCUAUCUAUCAGU
Molecule: messenger RNA, 2214 nt
Organism: Cokeromyces recurvatus
Lineage: Eukaryota; Fungi; Mucoromycota; Mucoromycetes; Mucorales; Mucoraceae
Product: velvet factor-domain-containing protein
Exons: 12
Coding region: 99-2102 (667 amino acids)
Source: RefSeq, a predicted model, not a curated record